Molecule: messenger RNA, 10502 nt
Organism: Amoebophrya sp. A120
Lineage: Eukaryota; Dinophyceae; Syndiniales; Amoebophryaceae
Source: the annotation of a GenBank genome assembly
AGACGACACAAACAGGGUGAGGAAUUUAGUUGUUUCAAUAGUAGUUGUUCAAUCACCUGGCGCAAUACCAGUGCCACCAUGUAGCAGUGAGCAAAGAUUCACUUCGUGUCGCUUUCCGCACAAUAAAAGCGUCGCGGUCGCGCACUACUUGACUAUCCGGCUCUUUUUAGCGGAGAAAUUUUUAAAGUAGAUUGUCCAUGUUGAAGAAGUUUACAGAACAAGUAAACCUAUCGCAAUUUCCCUAAGUAAAACUUUUUAGCUCAAGUUCAUCAUCUGCCCAGUUUUAGUAGAUUUAGUGUCCUGAUAAACGCCGGCACGCCUCGCGCAAUAUGAUGUAAAACAGACUCUUUCCAUCGCAUUCGCAGGCUGUAAGAAUAUAAAGUAACAAAUUGAUGGAACAAAGUAAUGACGGUACGACGCUGAUACGGAGUACCGAGUUUGUGACAUUCGGCUCACCAGUAUUUAUCUUCGCAGCUCGUCCGCGGCCGGCCGCUGAGGAAAAAUCCGAAUCCUCGCAGCGCGCAAUGCUGGGGCCACAGGUGGUCGAGCAUCAACACUUUCUCGAACCCUGACCGAGAAGAAAGUUUCAGGAUAAGGCGACGAGGACUAAGCCUGAACUCAUCUUCGCCUAAGAUCGACCACGGAGCCGACUCCAUUGGAACUCGGGUCGUGGAACAAAAGAGACGAACGGUAGUUCGUCGCUGGGCUGGAGGAGCUGUGCUUCUGGUGGUCGUGGACCACGAAGGAGCACAUUACAUCAACUCACUGGUUGUGAUUGACGAAGUUUACAACUGAAUCUGAGACAGCUUCAUCAACAGGACAACAAUUCCAAUUCGCGACGACGUGGAGAGGACAGCCAGUUUAUGUUUAUUUGAAGUGAGUCGGAAAAAACAGUUUGGCGCCCAACCCGAAAUAGCAACAGGAAGAAGCAGAGCCGUGGCGAUUCUUUGCCCCUAAAGAUUUCGGAAACAUCACGACCGGAAACCGGAAAGACAAAGAGGCUACUUGUACUUGUUACAAGAAACCACAGCUUGCAGCAAAGUAGUUGCUGUCGGCCGUAGCCGACUUACUUUCUCGUCCUCGCGCAGCUUCGUUUGUGGCGCUGUAGUGCUCGCAGAUCGUGCGCAGCUCUGCCCGCUUCUCAUCUUCAUCUGAGCAACAUCUUCAUACACACGACCUCAGCGAAGAAGAACACAAGGAAGCGUGCUACUCCUGCUCAAGUGAACAAAGACAGGAACAACUUGAACUGAAAGUGAUCUUCACCUACAGGCACCACAACUUAAUCUAGUUCCUGUUUGUUCCCAGCUCGCUGCAGGUACCAUGCAGCCCCACGACACUAGUGAUGAGGAGCUCUACGGCCCAAACCGAGGCGAAGCGGCGCCGGCCCUGGCGGGAGAGCGCACGUUCGCAAAAUUCCAGCAAGCUUGCCCAGGCCUCAUGGAGCACGAAAACGAAUUCUACAUCGAUAACGUCGGUGGUUUCCUCGAGGGUGACAAGAUCCGAUCAGACCCCUUUGUAAUAGGGAACUUCAGGUACAACUAUCAAUAUGAAUAUCAUUUGUGCGAAGAUCUUCAUGCCACGCGUUUUUGAGAGUGUGCACAACGUUGGCAGCUGCAUUUUUUUUCGUUUUCCAUAUUUAUAAAUAUAAAGUACUUUGCCUCACGAGGACAACAAGCGAACCAUGUCUAAGGAACUUCGAUCUAAACCAUCCCGACAGGUAUCGCGUCCUCGUUUUCCCGUUUGGCACACGAAACCAGGGUAGUCGACAGCCGCCAACACUUGCCGCCUUCGUGGAGGCGGACCCGCUGCCGCAGAUAGACCAGGAGAGAUGGAUGUUUCACAAUGUCAAAUACGCCCUGACACUCGUCAAUCACCAUGACUACACGCAGUCCGUCCACAAGAGCGACUCCUGGUCUUUUUGCAAGCGUGAGAUCGACCGCGGAUGGCACAGCUUCAUCAGCGUAAAGGACAUGCUGGACGGGAGCAAGGGCUGGAUAAACAAUGAGACGGAGAAGAAGGUAGUUUAUGUCUCCUGUGUUGUGUUUUUAUACCCGCGGCCUUUUUUUCCAUUUCUUUUUCAUCUUCUUGUGAGUGGCCGGGCCUUGCUUGAUCCAUUCUCCAUUCUCCAUUCAUCUUCUUGUGUUGAUACAUAUCCGACGCGGGCACCACAACGUCAAUACACGCAUGUGGAGCUGCGAUGGGUAGUUUCGUGAAUGAAAGCAGAAGUAUGCACCCGCUUACGCUUUUCAAAAAAAGGGAAUCUUGUAAGUAUAUCUACUUUACUCUCGACUCGAAACUCCAGAUCACCUUUCGCGUCCAGUGCUACGUGCGCAAUAGUGAGUCCCUGAUCAACAUCGGCGCCGACUAUGACAGCAAGAAGGAAACGGGUUUUAUCGGUUUGAAGAAUCACGGGGCAACCUGCUACCUCAACUGCCUCCUGCAGACGCUUUACAACAUCGGCAAGUUCCGAAAACUGGUGUACGAGGCAGACACCUCGGAAACGGCAGAAACCGACGCGCCAACGAGCGGCUCGGGAGGGGAUAAGAAAUCCAGCGCCAGCAGCAGUUCCACGGACCAGCGCGGCGGCAUGCACGGACCCCCAAAUUUACUGAAGGCCCUGCAGAACAGCUUCUACUCGUUGCAGACAAACCAGCAGGCGGGAAACUGCCGAGAGCUCAUGCGCAGUUUCGGCUGGGAAUCCGUCGAUGCCUUCACGCAACACGACUACCAGGAAUUAAAUAGGAUACUGCUAGACAAGGUAUACAUAACUUCUUCGACAAAUCAGAAUUCGCGUGCUGGUUGUUCUUGGAUACCUUACCUUGUUUGCGCAAGCACCUUCUACGAGAGCUUGAUGUAGUUGAUGAUUUUUGUUUGCCCUCGUGUUAUUUCCAGGUAGAAGAAAGGUUGAAAGGCACGAAACUUGACGGCGAGCUGAAGCGCAUGUUUGCUGGUGAACAGGAAAGCUACAUCGAGUGCACGAACGUCAACUACGCCUCGAAGAAGCUGGAGCCCUUUUACGACAUAAAUCUCAAUCUAAAAACCGACGAUGGCUCGUAUAAAGUUUUCAUUUCGUUUACUCUAUCUUGCAUCUGACAGACACAAAAAAGGCUGUGGCUGAGUUUGUGAUUCGGAAUAGUACUUACUAGAGCGAUACGAAUAGAGUUCGUUGGUUCAUGUUCGGACACCACACGAUCACGACCAAAUUCACUGUAGGUGGGUGAACAACCUGGAGGACGCGUUUCGCGACUAUGUGAAAGAGGAAAUGAUGGAGGGCGAAAAUGCCUACGACGCCAGCGACGGCGGUUUCGGGAAACAGCCCGCAAAGAAAGGCAUUCGGUUUAAAUCGUUGCCGAUCGUCUUCAAUCUCCUCCUGAAACGGUUUAUCUUCGAUCUGGAAACGCUGGACACGAUCAAAACAAAUGACGAAAUGCAGUUUCCCCGGAGGAUAGACCUGUCGGAAUACGUCCCCGGGGACCAUGACCCUGCCGUGUACACCCUGUACGGCGUGACCGUGCAAACCGGCACCGUUUCCUCCGGCCACUACUACUGCUUUCUCCGCCCCUGGCAGGAGGACGGCACGGAAGCGGGGCAACUCUCGUGGAUACGGUUCGAUGACGAGCAAAUCACGAAAGUCACCGAGUACGAAGACUAUUUAUUUUGGCUGAAUAUUUUCAUCGUACUUUUAUGCAACACCAAUACAACGGGGCUGCAGGCUGCUGGAGGGGGCUCUACAUGUCGUAAUUACAGCAACAGCAUACAACGUGCAGCACUCGGAAAUAAACUAGCAUGCUCAACAAGCUACAGUACUGGUGUACUAGGAAGUAGAAGGAACAAGAAAGCGGCACUGUACAGCACCAAUUGCAAUUAUCAGGUAUGCUGCGAUGCAAGAUAACUACGGCGGCGAAGAUUUGGGCACGUUCAACCACUUUCAGCUGAGUCUCGAGCAACUGAAGGAGAAAAAACUUCCCGAGCGAAACGGCUGGCCGCAGAAGCAAAUUCGCAUGGCAAAUGCGUACAUACUGGUCUACAUUCGGGAGGACCACGUGGAGGACAUGUUGAAGCCCCCGAAGCCAACAGCCGCGCUCCGGGAACGCAUAGAAAGAGAGCAGGAAGAGAAGCAAAAAGCGCGCUACAACGAGCAAACAAAGGUAGAAGUUCUUUGGAGUCUUCCUCUUCUGAUAAAAAUCUUCUGAAUGUUUUCUUGCCACUUGUUGUUGAGUUGUUCCACGUCACUUUUUAAGAGAUCGCGAGCAGUAUUUUGAGUGCAUUGGUGGCGAUGAUCUUCAUGUCUGCGUGUUACAUUGUAGAUGCUGCGAACUUGUUUUGAUCCAUUCAUCUCGCUCCGGAUGAAGAUGACGUGAACUCUCACGCUCAGCUUUGACCAAGAAGAAGAAGAAGAAGAAGAAGAAUUUCCUUUUUUUUUGAACGCCUAAAAAAAAAAGGACAAGAAGAACCGCACCAAAAUUAUAUUUCAGGUUCUCAUCUCAACUGUGUUGGAGAAGGACCUCCUGGCGAAGCAGCCGUGCGGUUUCUGGGACAGCAUGGAGGGCACCGUCCCCCUCACAAUCCGACCACAGGAGUUCCCCAAGGAGGAACAAAACGUAAAAAUCUGGGAGCAAAUGCAAGUGUCGCUGCAGGGUCAGGACAUGUGGCCAAAACCGCAGGGCGGCGAGGAACAAGUGCCUCCACAGGGCCAACCAGACAUCCGCAACUUCGCAAUGUUCGUUCUCCGGCGCCGCACCAACCGACAAAUCCGCUUCUCGAACAUAUCACACACGGAAGCACUCAAAAGUAUAUUUUCAUCCUUAAAAGUUGUAUCAAUGUCUACUACACUGAAGCAUGUUGAGCAUUUUCUUUGUCGCUGCGCCUUCUGGCCUCGUAGUACUUCUCGUAGUGUCCUCUCCUCCUGCCGCUCGUGCUCGCAGAUGAUGGUGUAGCUUUUGAUGUGCAGUGCUCCACUAUAAUCGUCGACAAUUGUACUUAAGUAUUCGGAACGUCACAUAAUUAUAAUGAUUCUGAAGAAUGCUCAUAGUAUUAUCGCACUUCCACAGAAGCGACAAUAGGGACCGAAACGCAGCAAGAUCAGCAGGCGAACCGCAUGUUUGGUGGCGACAUUCCCGACACUUCCGUUCCUCGCCUGACUGUCCUCGCGUUCCAGAUGAACGGUUAUGAUCCUGAUACCUUUUGCUGGAACCCCACGGAGUGGGGCAUCGACGGGAAAAACACGCUCACACGAAAAAGCUUUUUUGAAUGGAAAGAAGACUCCUUGUGCAAGGUCUUGGUCAAGUACUUCUGCCCGGUCACAAGGAACAUAAUGAUGCUCGGCGUUGUAUACGGCAAGAUGACCGAUCAGGUGCGUAGUGAUCUUCAUAUCAACAUCACCAUUGUUCUUUCUCAAGGUUGACGCUACGGUUUAUCUCCCACUUCCUGUCAACAGAACAAUGCUUCAUCAUCUCCAUCUCCAUGUGCUAGCUAUAGGAGCUUCUACUUCUGCAUAACGUCAGCUUCGCCUCUUCCGCCUGAUAGUACCUUAAUGAGUUAUUUUGUAUCGGCAAGGGAAUGUGGAAGAGGAACUACAGGUAGAAAACGCAUUCCUAUUUUUUCCAAACAAAACCUUUACCAAAACAGAUACACAAGCUCGAAAAUUGGGUAAUAAAACGACAAAAAGCGACCGCUGAGAAGUACCCGGACCUGUGUCGACCUGCGCCCGCGAACUGCAAGUGGCUCUGCUUCGAAGAAUUCUCUAACGUGGAAAUCAAGCCCGUCAGCUUGAACGAAAGUAUUAUACAACCUGAAUUUUUGUAGUAUUGCCCGAGUUCUAAUGCUUAUGCUUGUAGACGUACAACUACAACAUGGACUAAAGAUUCAGAGCGGAAAUAAGAACGCUCGUUCUGCUCACAGAACCAUGAAAUUGAUAUUGAAAGUGAAAGAUGAAAAUUCAUACUUUUUUCGCAGCAUGUCAUCAAUUAUGUAUACCACAGCCUUCAAGCAGGCGGAUCUAUACACGGGCGACAUCAUAAUUUGGCAACCCGAGGUAACGGAGCCGCAAGAGGUUCCCGUUGGUGAGUUGCCCUGCGACACCGUCAAGGCUUUAGCGGAGAACAUAGCAAAUAAAAUGACGGUAUUGAUGAAAAAUUUGUUGAAGUGCUGGCGACUUUCUCCGCAUCGACGACUCUUGAUCUUCGGUAGUUGUUGAUCCCGAUCGGAUCUUCUCAAAAAGGUGAAAGGUGAAGCUGCAGGAGGACGAUGAACCAAUUAUGCAACAAGAAAGACACAAGCUGCAUUUCUUCGCGCGAGAUGAAGAUUUUUGUUUUUCGUCUUUAUGGUUCGCUUGUUGAAGAUGAUCUACUCCGUUAAGAAUUAUAUUUACCUUCUAAACUCUAACUCAGCUCCGCAUUGUUCUUCAUGACGCGGACGAGCUUUGGGCCAUCGACGGCAUUACCUCUGGCCCGAGCGUGUGGAACACCUUGAAGGGGGGCGCCGCGACCCCGAACAGCGACGCAGUGGAUGCGAGCUUGCAGGAGGAGGGGAAUGGGCAGGAUGCGGACGGAGGAGCUGCAGGAGGACCCGCUGCGGCCUCGUCGCGCAGCCACGAGUUCACCAUGGAUACGCGACAAACGGUCUCCGCGUGCCUGCAAAAAAUCGCAGACCACUUUGGUAUCGAGAACGUCGAAAACCUGUGGAUCUUCCGGCACCCGCCCUCCGGCUACGGAGAGGAGCCGCUCAGUCCGCAGAGGAAGGUAUCAUAAGGAAAAACGUCCCCACCCCAGAGUUGUCAUGCAGAUUUGCAUUGACGAGGACAUUUGUGAUGCGCACACCCACGGUAGCCAUUUCCAAUCGUGUUUUUGGAAUUUGUGAUGCUGUGAACAGGAUAAGCAUAUGGAUCUGUGAUGCGGCUGCACUUGCUAACCUGCACUACUACACCAUGGAAUGCAACUUGUCAUGCGUGACGUCCAGCAAGGCUCCUAGGUUUCUGUUGCAAAAUCCCCAUCUUGAAUCUGGUGUGGGGACGUUUUUACUCAGGAUAGAAGGAGGAGGACACGAACUGCACGCUGGCGCAGCUGCAGCUCCCGAGACAGAUAACGCUCCACGCGGUGGUCGUCCCGGGCUUUCCGAAGAAGGUAUGGCGGGAGCAGUGCGCGCACCUAAUCGAGGACCACCACUUGGCGCGACAGAGCAACGAAUACGUCGUCAAUCCCGAGGGGAAGUCGUUAUCGGUCGUGGUUAGGUAUUUUGAUGAGGCCGUUGUCGAGCGCGCGAUGACAGUUUUGCAAAAAAUGCCCUACAACAUCACCGCAAAAGAAGCGACAAUACUGGCACUCACCAGCUUCAAAGCGGAAGGACUCGACGAUAAGGUAGAUAAACAGUUCCACGAGAAACAUUAGCCUACUCUACUUCCUGAUGAUGAAGAUGUAGUACAGUUAGUACUUUUUUGUGGCGUUAUUCUGGUGUUGCGUCGAAAUGGCACAUAUAUGUUGAAAAGCACUCUUGCUGAAUGACUCGCAGUCGCAGAAAAUUUAGUAGAAAUUACUAUGGUCAUCUAUGCUGAUAAAUGAAUACAGGACCCGGCACAGUGGAGGUUGCUCGGCAUACAUCAUAACUUGAAGGGCCUGGAGAUUCUCGCUGAGGACUCCCUGCUGCGCGAGCAGGACUGCUUCCGAAAAGGAAACUCGCUCUAUCACUGCCUUCGACUCGAGAAAAUUGCGGUGCCAGAGAAAACACCAAGUACUUACAGUUGUUUCUACAAGACUUUUUUGGAUGUAAGUAGCUUCUACUGGAGGCAUUCUAACGACGAGGUUCGAUGGUCGUCACAAUUGUUCGUUUUCAGCAUCAUUACUCUGUUCUGUAUCUUCGAAGUGGUGGACAUCACAGAAAAAUAAAAAAAACUUAAUCUCUAGGCAAAACCAGCGACGCGGCCCCGGAGGGCACCACCUCCCCUGGUGGACAGCAAGAGCAGCCCGACGACGCAACUGCAGGCCCCUCGUUAAUCUGCUGCUACCACGCCGAACGCUCCAACACCAGUAUUCCCUUCGGGCACCCCUUUUUCCUGCCCGUUUUCCCUAUCGAAAGGAAAGACUCCCCCUCCCCAUAUUGAGAAGGUAUGUUCCCGAAAAUUUGUGUUGCUGAUUUGAGGUCACAAAUCACAUCUGUGUUGCAAGAAGACAAGGGCAGAAGCUGCCGCCCCAUUAUGGAAGGUGUUUGUGAUGCUGUUUCGCCUAAAAGGGAGCUGUUUGCCAUGCUAGACAACUAGACCCAGGCGCCUGUGCCUAGGCUUAGUAUCUGGCCGCAAUGCCUUGCUGCAAUACAAAGCGCAUUUGUGUACACAAAUCCAGCAUCAGAAAUUCCGUUUUGAUAUGGGGAGGGGGGGUUUUUCAUUUUGAUAUUCCCCGAGGAUACCGUGCCCCUGAUCAAGCAGCGGGUCCGGGAAAAGUUGCAGGUCCCGGUAUCCUGUGUAAAAACAUCCCCACCCCAGAGCUGUCAUGCAGAUCUGCAAGCAGAAGAGCAUUUGUAAUGCGCAUCCCCAUGAUGGGCCUUUCCGAUCGUGUUUUGGAACUUGUAAUGCUCAUGCUGUAAAUCGGAUAAGCAGAUGGAUUCGUAAUGCGACUUCCAUUGCUCAUUUGCACUGCAAUACAGCCAAUUGAAUUUGUUAUGCGUGCCUCCCAAAACUUCAAGGUUUGUGUUGCAAAAUCCCCAUCUUGACUCUGUGGUAGGAACGUUUUUCCUUAGGAUACCCCGAGCGCGAAUUCAAGCACUGGCGGCUCGGCAAAGUUACGGACAGCCAAAACUCCAUGUUCGACGCGGCGCAGCGAAAUUUGCUGCGAGACGAAGACUCCAAGGAGGAACUUGCGCAGUUUCUGUUCUCCGCGAACACGCGGAACGCACGGAAAAUCUGCCUCGAGCACGUACACCCACCCCCCACCACCUUCGGCGCGGAUCAGAAAUCAUUCCGAAACCAAAAACCCCGCGGCGCGCUGACGAUCAAGUAGCAGGAGUAAGUGCAGUGGUCUCGCAGCCACGGGCAGCACGGCGUAGAAGCAAUUCCUGUGGUGCGACAGCGACGGAGAAACGGGCACAAUAAGCCGCGAAGAGAUCUACUGCUCUCGUCAGAGGUAAGAGCAGUGAGCUUCUACCUGCUGCUCUCCCAGUAGCUGCCGGCGGAAACAAGUAUGUGAACAGAGACUUUGAAUCUUCCACGUUUAAAGAAAAAGUUCGUCUGCUGUAGCUGUAUAGAUUGGCAAAUAUAUAAGGCAAGUCAGUAGCUACUAGCCCUAGCUACUGUAGAAGCGCAAACUAUGUUUGCUUUUUAUCUGUUUUUUCGUUUUACGCAGUAUGAGGCGAUAGACAAGGUACUUUUAGUCUUCCUCAUCUUCGUUUUUUUCCGAGUAUCAUAGUAACCGGGUCUUCACUCAGAGCGGAAAUGAAGAUUCCACACAGUUUUAUUCCGAUAGCAAUAGCAAACAAGCCAUUGGUUUUUUUCAACAUUGUUCAGAAACAGAAUACAGCGUCAAGGUCAAAGUCGGAGCUUGUUCGGCUUCAAAACUACUCCGAUUCAAAUUUUGUCGAAUAGAAGUUUCCGUUGUCAGUGUAUACUGCAACCAGCCGCGAUUAUCUCACGCCCAUAUCGCCUCAUUUUAUUCGCAGCGCACCGGCAGUCUUUCCCACGCAAAUCAUAUCAUAUUAAAGUCUUCAACAUAGCCCAUUCCUUUUAUGGCAUGGUGACCACCCGUAGUCAUACCCACAGACCCCACGAGGCCCCCCCCUCCGGCAGCGCGACCAGCAUCACACUGCUGAUGCUCAUUUACUGGCACCCGCUAGUGACCAUCAUGUUUGGAUUACAUCAGCAGCUUUACUCUUCCGCCAGAGCACUUGGCUAGACGACUCACAUGAAAAGUUGUGGCGCUACAAAUCGUAGUGUCGAUUUCGAUAAGUACAAACAAGAAGGAUUCUAAGGAGAAGAUGACCGCCUUCUUUUGGUGCGAAAAACCCACCCUGCUCUCACUUUCCUUUUACAGCCGCAUUAACUACAACUGUAGCUACAGCUGCAACUCGUUUAUGUUUAUGUUUCUAUCGUUUUUCUUUUUUGUCGUUGUUCGUAAAUUCGUUGUUGGCGGUCACGAUUCGUCAAGUCGUGACUCGUGUUAAUAUACGUGUAUGUUGCUUUUGAAAAUAAAGGACGCAGAGACUCCUCUUCGCAGUGUACUAACUUGAUGGUAGAUGGAUGUUUACCAGCUCAUCUGAAUGCUUUGCUAAUGAUCACGCAACACUAGGAAUACGAAUAUGCAAAAGAAAGACAAGCAUGAUAAUCGAGACGGCAAAGCUAGUUGCUAUGCAGAGCACAGUCACAACGCAACCUCAUGAUCUGAGGCUGCGAAGCACCGUCUUCAUCGUUUGUCUGGCCGCUCCAACCAUGGGCAUGAUUGCCUACGCAUAGGUGUCCAGGACGCCCGCGGUCUUUAGUGUCUCGAUCUGUGGAGGCUUCCACAAUGUCGAGCGGGCGGUCC